UCCUAUUGAUAGUGGUUAAAAACUGUAUGACUGUAUGAGCUCAACAGAUCAACAAGCAAAGCUUUAUGAAAUUGCUGAACCCUAUUUUUUACAUUUAGAAAUGAAAUGAAGGGAGAUAGAAGACAAAAGGCAUAAGAGACAAGAAAAAGUUACACUUAAUCAUGAACUGUGCAGCUUUUAUAAUAGUGACUACCAGUUUUCUUUAUUUGACUGAUGCAGAUAAUCUGUACUACAGUAAAGACAAAGAUAAAGAUCUGCAGUACCUUAUGGAACCACCAGUGUAUGCUGAAAUAAAUGCACGCAGAAGAGAGAAUGCCACCCUGCCAUGUAUUCUGCGAACUGUACCUUCUCAAUACAGAGUUAAAUGGAGUAAGGUUGAACCUCUUCAUACAGGUGCAGAAAAUAUUGUUCUCAUGAGUAAUGGGCAUGAGGUUAAAUAUUAUGGCACAUGGCAGUAUAAAGCAAGCCUUCGACGUUUACAUGCUUUGGACAUUUCUCUCCGCCUCACCAAGCUGGAGCUCCAAGAUUGGGGUCUGUACAAGUGUGAACUGAUCAAUGGCAUUGAUGAAGAGAGUGUCACCAUCUCUCUAAACAUUGAAGGGGUUGUGUUUCCUUAUCAAAGCAGCCAUGGACGUUAUAAAUUUACCUUCUUUGAUGCUAAAAAUGCUUGUGCAGAGCAGGAUGCAACACUGGCAACAUACACACAGCUUUUCAGAGAAUGGACAGAAGGCCUGGAGUGGUGUAAUGCUGGGUGGAUAAAUGAUGGAACUGUCCACUACCCCAUUCUGAAUCCACGGCCAGCUUGUGGGAAAGAUCUUCCUCCAGGAAUCCGCAGCUAUGGGCCCCGGCACAAGACCAAGGACCGUUUCGAUGCCUUCUGCUUCACCUCUACCACCGAAGGUUCGGUGUUCUAUGUCCCAGGGCCACUAAAUUUUUUGGAAGCAACUCAUGCCUGUAAGGAAAAAGGAGCAAGCCUGGCCCGUGUGGGAGAACUCUAUUCAUCCUGGAAGUUUCAGAGAUUGGAGCGCUGUGAUGGAGGUUGGCUACAAGAUGGUAGUGUGCGUUUUCCCAUCAUUACACCUAGAAAGCGCUGUGGAGGAUUCUCACAACAAGGGGUUCACAAUUUUGGAUUCCUUAAAAAGAGUGUUAGUCUCUAUGGGGCAUAUUGUUACAAGUAAAUAUCAACAUAGGGAUAAAUGAUUACAGAUUCUCCAGCUCUACAGUGUGGAAAAAUCUGCAGGAGUCAAUGUAACAGUUCCCACAUACCCUGAGAAUGAUUAUUUUUUUUCCCGACGCAGCAAUAUGAUAUAUUUUGACAUGUGAUACUUUGGCAAGUUACAUGACCAGAUUUGUUCUGUGGGAAUAUACAGUGAGGAACACCCUGCUAUUUUGCAAGUUCUCCCACUUAGAAAUCAUG
Silurus meridionalis is the source of this 1417-nucleotide messenger RNA. It is a transcript of the gene hapln2, whose product is annotated as hyaluronan and proteoglycan link protein 2. The transcript is spliced from 6 exons. The record is from RefSeq and is a predicted model, not a curated record. Lineage: Eukaryota; Metazoa; Chordata; Actinopteri; Siluriformes; Siluridae. Gene Ontology annotation, biological process: cell adhesion. Gene Ontology annotation, molecular function: hyaluronic acid binding. Bases 162 to 1178 code for a protein of 338 amino acids.